AGCCCGGGAGUGGAUUGUCAAAUUCGAUUUUUUCCCCCCGCUAAAUUUUUGGUGGUGGUGGCGGUGGGCUGGGGGAGGGGAGCCCCGGAGCCCGCCCUCUCUCCGCCACCACCCCCCUUCCUCGGCUCCGGGAGAUGUGCCGGGCGGGGGGCCCGGGGACGAGAAGCCGCAGGAGAGAGGAGAGGACUGGCGAGGAGAGCGAGCCGCCCCUGGACAGGCUGUCUGUCUGUGUCAUCCUGUUCACCUGGUGAUGCGGGGCAAGGCCCCCUGUGCCCACCUGUUCUCAGCCAUGGCCCGCCUGGCCCCUGCCCUCUGGAGUCUCUGUGUCACUGCUGUCCUGGUUACCUCAGCCACGCAAGGCCUGAGCCGAGCUGGGCUCCCCUUUGGCCUGAUGCGCCGGGAGCUGGCGUGUGAGGGCUACCCCAUCGAACUCCGAUGCCCAGGAAGCGAUGUCAUCAUGGUGGAGAAUGCCAACUAUGGACGUACAGAUGACAAGAUUUGUGAUGCUGACCCCUUCCAGAUGGAGAACGUUCAAUGCUACCUGCCCGAUGCCUUCAAGAUCAUGUCCCAGAGGUGUAACAACAGAACUCAGUGCGUGGUGGUGGCCGGUUCUGAUGCCUUCCCAGACCCCUGUCCUGGGACCUACAAGUACCUGGAGGUGCAGUACGACUGUGUCCCCUACAAAGUGGAGCAGAAAGUCUUCGUGUGCCCUGGGACUCUUCAGAAGGUGCUGGAGGCCACAUCUACACAUGAGUCAGAGCACCAAUCAGGGGCAUGGUGUAAGGACCCGCUACAAGCUGGGGACCGCAUCUAUGUGAUGCCCUGGAUCCCCUACAGAACAGACACACUGACCGAAUAUGCAUCAUGGGAGGAUUAUGUGGCUGCCCGCCACACCACCACCUACCGCCUACCCAACCGUGUGGACGGCACAGGCUUUGUGGUCUACGAUGGUGCUGUCUUCUACAAUAAGGAACGAACUCGAAACAUUGUCAAGUAUGACCUACGGACGCGUAUCAAGAGCGGGGAGACGGUGAUCAACACUGCCAACUACCAUGAUACCUCACCCUAUCGCUGGGGGGGCAAGACAGAUAUUGACCUUGCAGUGGACGAGAACGGGCUGUGGGUCAUUUAUGCCACAGAAAGCAACAAUGGGCGGCUGGUGGUAAGCCAGCUCAACCCCUACACCCUGCGCUUUGAGGGUACUUGGGAAACAGGCUAUGACAAGCGAUCAGCCUCCAAUGCCUUCAUGGUUUGUGGGGUCCUCUACGUGCUGCGCUCAGUGUAUGUGGAUGAUGACAGCGAGGCUGCUGGCAACCGAGUCGACUAUGCCUUCAACACCAAUGCCAACCGAGAAGAGCCCGUCAGCUUGGCAUUUCCCAACCCUUACCAGUUUGUCUCCUCAGUUGAUUACAAUCCCCGUGACAAUCAACUUUAUGUGUGGAACAACUACUUUGUGGUGCGCUACGGUCUUGAGUUUGGACCACCAGACCCCAGUGCUGGCCCAGCCACUUCACCCCCCCUCAGCACAACAACCACAGCCCGACCCACCCCAUUGACAAGCACAGCCUCACCUGCUGCUACCACACCUCUCCGCCGAGCACCCCUCACUACUCACCCUGUGGGUGCCAUCAAUCAGCUGGGACCUGAUGUGCCACCUGCCACAGCACCAGCUCCUAGCACUCGAAGACCCCCAGCCCCCAACCUGCACGUGUCACCUGAGCUAUUCUGUGAGCCCCGGGAGGUUCGGAGGGUCCAAUGGCCAGCCACCCAACAAGGCAUGUUGGUAGAAAGGCCUUGCCCCAAGGGCACACGAGGAAUCGCUUCCUUCCAGUGUCUACCAGCCCUUGGGCUCUGGAACCCCCGAGGCCCGGAUCUCAGCAACUGUACUUCCCCUUGGGUCAACCAGGUGGCCCAGAAGAUCAAGAGUGGUGAGAACGCAGCCAACAUUGCUAGUGAGCUGGCCCGCCAUACCCGGGGUUCUAUCUACGCGGGUGAUGUCUCAUCUUCAGUGAAGCUAAUGGAGCAGCUGCUGGACAUCCUGGAUGCCCAGCUGCAGGCUCUCCGGCCCAUCGAGCGUGAGUCAGCUGGCAAGAACUACAACAAGAUGCACAAGCGAGAGAGGACCUGCAAGGACUAUAUCAAGGCAGUAGUGGAGACAGUGGAUAACCUGCUUCGCCCAGAGGCCUUGGAGUCAUGGAAGGACAUGAAUGCCACAGAACAAGUGCACACAGCCACCAUGCUGUUAGACAUCCUGGAGGAGGGGGCCUUCUUGCUAGCUGACAAUGUCAAAGAACCAGCUCGAUUUCUUACUGCAAAGCAGAACGUAGUGCUCGAGGUUACCGUGCUGAACACCGAGGGUCAGGUACAAGAACUGGUGUUCCCUCAGGAGUACCCCAGUGAAAACUCCAUCCAACUUUCUGCCAACACCAUCAAGCAGAACAGCCGUAAUGGGGUGGUGAAAGUUGUCUUCAUUCUUUAUAACAACCUGGGCCUCUUUCUGUCCACGGAGAAUGCCACAGUGAAGCUGGCAGGUGAGGCAGGCUCCGGGGGCCCUGGGGGAGCUGCGUUAGUGGUGAACUCUCAAGUCAUUGCAGCCUCCAUCAACAAAGAAUCUAGCCGUGUGUUCCUCAUGGACCCAGUCAUCUUCACUGUGGCCCACCUAGAGGCCAAGAACCACUUCAAUGCCAACUGCUCCUUCUGGAACUACUCAGAGCGUUCCAUGCUGGGCUACUGGUCGACCCAGGGCUGUCGUCUGGUGGAUUCCAACAAGACCCAUACCACCUGUGCCUGCAGCCACCUCACUAACUUUGCCGUGCUCAUGGCUCACCGUGAGAUCUACCAAGGUCGGAUCAAUGAGCUGCUGCUGUCUGUCAUCACUUGGGUGGGCAUCGUGAUCUCCCUUGUCUGCCUGGCUAUCUGUAUCUCCACCUUCUGCUUCCUUCGGGGGCUACAGACUGACCGAAACACCAUUCACAAGAAUCUUUGCAUCAACCUCUUCCUGGCUGAGCUGCUCUUCCUUGUCGGCAUCGAUAAGACCCAAUAUGAGAUCGCCUGCCCCAUCUUUGCGGGGCUCCUGCAUUACUUCUUCCUGGCAGCCUUCUCAUGGCUGUGCCUGGAAGGCGUGCAUCUCUACUUGCUGUUGGUGGAAGUGUUUGAGAGCGAGUAUUCACGCACCAAAUACUACUACCUGGGAGGCUACUGCUUCCCAGCCCUGGUUGUGGGCAUCGCUGCCGCCAUCGACUAUCGCAGCUACGGCACCGAGAAGGCCUGCUGGCUCCGAGUAGACAAUUAUUUCAUCUGGAGUUUCAUUGGACCUGUCUCGUUUGUCAUUGUGGUGAACCUGGUGUUCCUCAUGGUGACCCUCCACAAGAUGAUCCGUAGCUCCUCCGUGCUCAAGCCUGACUCUAGCCGCCUGGAUAACAUCAAGUCUUGGGCCCUGGGAGCCAUUGCCCUCCUCUUCCUACUGGGUCUCACCUGGGCCUUUGGCCUCCUCUUCAUCAACAAGGAGUCAGUGGUCAUGGCCUAUCUCUUCACCACCUUCAAUGCCUUCCAGGGGGUCUUCAUCUUUGUCUUUCACUGCGCUCUGCAGAAGAAGGUGCACAAGGAGUAUAGCAAGUGCCUGCGCCACUCCUACUGCUGCAUCCGACCACCCCCUGGAGGCGCUCACGGCUCCCUCAAGACCUCUGCCAUGCGCAGCAACAACCGCUACUAUACUGGGACCCAGAGCCGAAUUCGAAGGAUGUGGAAUGACACCGUGAGGAAGCAGACAGAGUCAUCCUUCAUGGCUGGAGACAUCAACAGUACCCCAACCCUGAACCGAGGCACCAUGGGGAACCACCUGCUAACAAACCCUGUACUGCAGCCUCGAGGUGGGACCAGCCCCUACAAUACCCUCAUUGCUGAGUCUGUGGGCUUUAACCCUUCCUCACCCCCUGUCUUCAACUCCCCAGGGAGCUACCGGGAGCCCAAACACCCUCUAGGAGGCCGGGAUGCAUGCGGUAUGGACACCCUUCCACUGAAUGGUAACUUUAACAACAGCUACUCCUUACGAAGCGGCGACUUCCCCCCCGGGGAUGGGGGUCCAGAACCACCCCGAGGACGAAACUUGGCUGAUGCUGCUGCCUUUGAGAAGAUGAUCAUCUCAGAGCUGGUGCACAACAAUCUCAGGGGUAGCAGUGGGGCAGCCAAGGGCCCCCCACCCCCUGAGCCCCCGGUGCCACCAGUGCCAGGUAGUGGUGGGGAUGAAGAGGCAGGGGCGCCCGGAGGGGCUGACCGGGCCGAGAUCGAACUGCUCUACAAGGCCCUGGAGGAGCCCCUACUGCUGCCCCGGGCCCAGUCGGUGCUGUAUCAGAGUGACCUGGACGAAUCAGAGAGCUGUGCGGCUGAGGAUGGGGCAGUCAGCCGACCCCUCUCCUCCCCUCCUGGCCGGGACUCGCUCUAUGCCAGUGGGGCCAACCUUCGGGACUCGCCCUCCUACCCGGACAGUAGCCCAGAGGGGCCUAGUGAGGCCCUUCCUCCACCCCCUCCGGCCCCACCUGGUCCUCCUGAAAUCUACUACACCUCCCGCCCGGCCCUGGUGGCCCGGAACCCCCUGCAGGGCUACUACCAGGUGCGGCGGCCUAGCCACGAAGGCUACCUGGCUGCCCCAGGCCUGGAGGGGCCAGGGCCUGAUGGUGAUGGCCAGAUGCAGCUGGUCACCAGCCUCUGAGGGGCCCCAUGGACUCAGAGGGCUGGGUGGCCCAGUGCCAGGGGAGGGGGACCCUGGGUAGGGGAGGACUUUGGGGGAUAGAGGGUGAACUAAAUGGAGUGUGAGACAGGCUGUCCUCUCCAUAUGUACCCCUCACCUAUGGGCCCUACCACUCCCCUUUUAGGGGACUCUGAGGAGGCAGGGUCCCUGAUGUACAGGGUACACAGGAGUUCCCGACAGCCACAUGCACCAGCUGUUUUGGGGGAGUGAUGUGGGGGUAAGCUGAGGGCCCCCUGGGGGUAGAUGGGCAAGAAGUUGGAGGAGCACAGGCCCUCCUAGAUUCCUUGCCCAGGGGUAAAGCGGUUGCCAAGACCCCACUUUGCCAAACCUUUCAGUGGCUCCUCUCUGCAGCCAGAAGAAGCCCCACCCCAAGGAAGAAUUUCAGGGCAAAGGACAGAUGGACAGCCUUCUGUGUAUCCUCCUACUCCCCUGAAACUGGGGGUUCUAGCCCAAGGGAAAGCCCCAGGAGGGAAAUUGAGGGGUGCGGCUGGAGGUUUAAAUGUUGAACUUUCUUCUGAGCCAACUACCCCUCAUUCCCUCCCUGGAAGCAAGCCUGCUCUGAGCUCCCCCCUAAGACUGCACCCACUGACCCCCCCCAGGGUGACUCCUGACUAAGCACAACCCCCCAUGGGGCCCCUAGCCCAUGGGGGUGACCCCCUCGGGGGGGCAGCUCCCAGAUCUCUGGGGAGUAGAUUCUGGGUCUGGAACUCUCCCUGGGGCGGGGGGCCUCUUCACCCUUCCCCUCCUCCCCCAUUGCUGUAAAUAUUUCAACAAAAUGGAAAAGAAAAAAAAUUACAAAAAAAAAUCUCAUCACUUGAAGCCACUGGGAGCCCGCAGCCCAGGCCGGCUCCGGCUCUCCACCAGCCGGAGCACCCACCCACCCACCUGCCCACCCACCCACCUACCCACCCAGCAGCCAAGACUUCUCUCUGCUUGCGCGUGCAUCCUGGCCAGGUUGGAGUGGGGGCCUCCAUGGCAGCUUUUUACAAUCAAAAGACAGAAAAAAACAAAACAAAAACAAGAAGCAAAAGAGACACAACCUUUUUCCUUCCUGGCACCACGUUCCUGUCGUUUCCCUCUGAAUCCGGUCCCUAGCAUCAUCUCUCCUGGGGCACGUGUCCCACCGCCUGCUCUAGGAAUGGGGAUCCAUUUUCCUUUCCUUGCCCCUCCCUCCCUGCCAAGGGGAGACCCCUCUGACCCAAAGAUGCUUUCCUGAGGUGGCUACACCAUCUUUUUAAGUUCUGUUAACUGCAAAUUGCUUCUGGGCCUCAGGACCAGCAAAGGGAUAAAGGCGUCAUUUUUCUGUCUAGAGGGGCUAAUGGAAGAGUUUAAAAAAAAUGGCAAAGGCCCCCAGUCCCCGGGUGCUGGAGUAGGGAAGGGUAAGAUGGGAGUUUUAUGUCCAUGUUUGGGGUCAGGAUAUGGAACGGUGGCGCUUGCCCUGUCUGGAAAGCGUGAGAGGUCCCCAGCGGGGAAGGCAUCAGAGGACGCUCCAGCCAGGCUGUUUCUCCAAAACUCCUACACUUCUUAGAAGCUGGUUUUCGGGGGGAAUCUGCUCAUGCGUGCCUCUCCCUGCUAGAUUCUCUUUUCCUCUCUAACCUUUUCUCACCAUCCUCACCUAAGGGCUCCUCUCCAUGCCUCUUGGGGUAGGAAUGGGACAGCCCAGCUGUGCAGUGUUGCUACAAUGCCCUGGUCCCUGGAGUCCCUUGUGGCCAUUUCCCCAAAGGGUGGCCCCUCCCCAUUCCGGCUCCCUCCACCUCAUACCCUCCCCCUACCACUUUUCUCACAAGUGCCAUGAGUUUUCUAACAUCUUUGGGUCUCAGCCUGCUGCUGCCAUUAACUUCUUGGUUUGGGGGACAGGAGCUCCAGGGAGUAAUUGGGGAAUAAGUAUGUGUGGUAGGAGGAGAGAAUGGGGGUCUUGGGGGAAUCCUUUUUGCUGCUAGAAACCCCCUCCCUCCUCCUGGGGAGCUGGGGCUGGCUUGUCCCCAUCAUGUGGGGGAGAAGGGGUCAAACCAAAGAAUGGUGGCUUUGUCCCACAUUGGGGGCAGGGUGGGGAGGAUGGUGAGAAGGAGAACCUGGUUGGUCUCCAUCUCUUGCUCUCCUAGGUAAGACUGAGAGUGACCCUGUGUUGGAAGUGCUAAAUUCACUUCUCCAGGAGCCCCUGGGUUGAAUGGCAGUGAGGUCAGGUUGGGGAAGGCAAGGACCAUCCAAAGGCCUGCAUCACCAUUUCCCCCACGCAACAUUCCCCUCUUUCUGCGCUUGGGAGAGAUUUCAGGCAGGAGCUACCCCCAGUGACCUCUGUCUCGAUUCCCUGAUUGUGGCAAAGGGCCACCUAGGUGGGGGAGGGCUGUGAGAAGCUCAGUUGGGGAGGGGGGAAGGAGAGAUAGUGAAGGGAUGUGACUGAUGAGGGAGCUGGCGGGUGGAAGGCCUAGAGGGCCCCCUACCCUUCCUGCCCCAAACUUGGGGCAGCCGUAUGACACCAGCUGGGGAUUGGGAACUCCUGGGUUUCUGUGGAACCUGAAGGAAUGUAAGGAGUCCUGCUUCCCCCCCCCACACCCCCACCCUCCCCUUAUCUCCCCAGACACGGACAAUCAUGGGGGUAGGGUGAAGUGAGUCAGUAGGUUCCCAUCUAGCAAGGACAGGGAUAGCAACAGGAAGGGUUCCUAGGCCUCACGGCUGCAUGGCAGGGCCCCCUGGUGGGGAUACAGAAACCAUCGCAGCCCAGCUCCAAGCCACCCUAGAGAACCCAACUGUUCCCCCACCCCAACUAGCCCUGGUGCCUUGACACCCCCACCCCAGCUGGGACAGGACCCACUGUAUAGAGAAGGUUCUUGGUUUCCUCCCCUACUCUCCUCUCCCUGGGCUCAUGAGUUCCUUCCCUCUUAAAAUUUUGUGGGAGGCAGUUUCUGGAUUUUCAUUUCUCUUGGUUCCCUUGCCUUCUUUCCCUUUUUUCUGUCUCUGCCUCUCUCGCCUUCUGUCUGUCUUUCUCCUCUGUGUCUCUCCCAUCUGUCUUGUCUUCCUCUUACCCUUCUUUUCACCCUUGCUUUCUCUCUGUCCGUUUGGGCUUCCCUCCUCCUGUCCUCCUGCCACCCACCUGCCCCACCUUGGUCUCCUCCUUUUCGAUAUGCCAAACCAAUUUUGGGUCGAGUGCAUUUAACGAGAACAAAACAAAAGACUCAUAAAGACAACCAGUACGUUUCAAAAAAAAAAAGAAAA
Messenger RNA from Trichosurus vulpecula (common brushtail), 7960 nucleotides. RefSeq names its product adhesion G protein-coupled receptor L1 (gene ADGRL1). Bases 251 to 4708 code for a protein of 1485 amino acids. Lineage: Eukaryota; Metazoa; Chordata; Mammalia; Diprotodontia; Phalangeridae. The transcript is spliced from 24 exons. The record is from RefSeq and is a predicted model, not a curated record. Gene Ontology annotation, molecular function: latrotoxin receptor activity; carbohydrate binding; G protein-coupled receptor activity. Gene Ontology annotation, cellular component: axon; postsynaptic density; presynaptic membrane. Gene Ontology annotation, biological process: adenylate cyclase-activating G protein-coupled receptor signaling pathway; heterophilic cell-cell adhesion; cell surface receptor signaling pathway.